This is a messenger RNA of Trematomus bernacchii (emerald rockcod), 3385 nucleotides long. It is a transcript of the gene gdpd5b, whose product is annotated as glycerophosphodiester phosphodiesterase domain containing 5b. Gene Ontology annotation, molecular function: glycerophosphodiester phosphodiesterase activity. NCBI's taxonomy places the organism in Eukaryota, Metazoa, Chordata, Actinopteri, Perciformes, Nototheniidae. Gene Ontology annotation, cellular component: plasma membrane. Gene Ontology annotation, biological process: positive regulation of neuron differentiation; lipid metabolic process. The record is from RefSeq and is a predicted model, not a curated record.
ACCGAAAUACACUCCUCCCACCAGUCAGUACAUUGAAUUACCGGUGAAUGUGUCUCUGCUCACACUGAUAACGCGGAGCUUUUAUUUCCAAAGCGAACCAAAACACACACAGAGGACGGAGAAACUGACAUUAUGAAACGGGACUUAUUUUGGCCAACGUUCCACCGUUGCCAUUGACACCGUCCGGUUUUCUCCUUUUGUUUUUCGGUGUAAAACUUCGGCUCUGUCAGCAUUUACCGCUACCGACCACCCACCUCUCACUCGGUACCUUUCACACGGGUUGUCCCCGUUUGACUUUCGGGUGUGGUGGCAUUUUUAACGGGCAGAAAGAGAAAAAAAAACUUCACCGUGUGCCGUAAAACGAACUGAAUCAAAGAAAAGUGGAAGCAGACAGGAUACCCCAUAGUCAGUGGGAUGUUCGAGCUCUGGAUGCAGGACUGACUGAAGGAGCAUGGUGAAACACCAACCCCUCCAGGUCUAUGAGCGCCAGCUGUGUUUGUCCUGUAUCACUGGGAUCUACGGUUGCCGCUGGAAACGCUAUCAACGUUCCCAUGAUGACACCACCAAGUGGGAGCUGCUGUGGUCCAUCAUCCUCCUCUUCACCUUCUGUCUGCUGCUGGUCUGGUUCUACUUCUGGUGGGAAGCACAUAACGACUACAAUGAGUUUAACUGGUUCCUGUACAACCGCUCUGGGGAGUGGAGUGAUGGCACUGUUCCCAUCCUGGCCACCACUGCUGCUGGCUUCACCUACAUUGCAUUCUUAAUGGUUCUAGCACUUUGCCACGUUGCACUUGGGCAACAGCUAAAUUUGCACUGGCUCCAUAAGAUAGGAGUGACUGCUGCUCUGCUCACCACCGUUAUCGGGGUGAUAUCUGUCAAUCAAACAUGGGGGCAAGAGUGGGAUGUCAUCCCCAUCUCGCUGCAGGCCACAGGUCCGUUCCUGCACAUAGGGGCUCUGGCUGCGGUCACAGCGCUGUCGUGGAUCGUGGCGGGACAGGUCGCCCGCUCAGAGAAAACAAUGUUCCAGGUGGUAGUGGUGCUGCUGUAUCUCAGUGUGCUGCUGGGUCUCUACGUGGUGCCGCUGUACAUCUCCUCCCCCUGCAUCAUGGACCCCAGCACCCUCAAACAACGCCCUGAUGUCAUUGGCCACCAAGGAGCCCCCAUGCUUGCUCCAGAGAACACAAUGUGGUCUUUCCAGCGCGCUCUGCAGAUGAACGUCACCGGGUUGGAGGCUGACGUGGCUAUCAGUGUGGACGGAGUGCCUUUCCUGAUGCACGACCUCACCCUGCGGAGGACCACAGACGUGGGGAAGGUUUUCCCCGACAGACACAUGGAAGAUGCCUCAUCCUUCAACUGGACAGAUCUGCGGCAGCUCAACGCCGGACAGUGGUUCCUCAAGGAUGACCCUUUCUGGACGGUGCACACCCUGUCGUCGAGUGAGAAGCGGCUGAUAGCCAAUCAGAGUGUGUGUAGCCUGGAGCAGCUUCUGCGGCUGGCUUCCUAUCACAACAGCACGGUGGUUUUCCGGCUCAGGAGACCCCCUCCGGAGCACCCCUGCUACUACAGCUGGAUCAAUGAUACACUGCAGGCUGUGCAGGAAUCUGGGGUUCCUCAGAGCCUGGUGAUGUGGACUCCAGAUGAACACAGAGCUCAGGUGAGGCAGCUGGCCCCCGGUCUGAUCCAGACCUCAGUGGAGAAACGGAGACUCAAGCGACUCAAUCUGGACGGCAUCAGCCGGCUGCUGCUCCGAUACAACAAGGCCAGCACGCAGGAGAUCGGAAACUUCUCCCAGAGCAACAUCAGCAUCACGCUGUACACCAUCAACGAGCCCUGGCUGUACUCGGUGCUCUGGUGCAGCGGGGUGUCCUCCGUCUCCUCCGAGGCCUCACAUAUCCUCAAAAAGGUGCCUUACCCCAUCUGGCUCAUGAGACCAGAUGAAUACUGCCUGAUGUGGGUGUCUGUGGACCUUAUCUCCUUCGCUGUAGUCAUAGGAAUAUUCAUUUUCCAGAAGUAUCGAACCAGCGGCAUGCGCAGCUACAACCCGGAGCAGAUCAUGCUGAGCGCGGCCGCCGUCCGGAGGUCCAGCCGAGACCUGAACGUGAUGAAGGAGAAACUCAUCUUCUCAGAGGUGGGGAAUGGAGUCGGCAGUGCGGAGGAGCUGUACGAAGACAACGGCUACGACUACUAAUAAAGCAACCAGGGCAUCACAGUGACCGACCUGUGUGGACAGACCACUCAUCAUUCCUCUGACCUCCACCUCUGUCCUGCUGAGAAACUGACAGACUGCUGUAUCUGAUGGAGAGAAAAAAAACAACCACUCAGUUGUGUAAAUUCUGUAAAUAGUUUUGAGUUUGCUUGUCAGACAUACUGUAUAUCACACGGGACUACACGCACUUUUUAUUGACGGGAGUCGCCAAAUCUGUGGCCCGGAGAGGCCCCUCUGAGUUACAAUUAACGCCUGCUUCAUUUAAAUAUGUUUCCAGAUUGUUUAUUUUAAGCUAAUUUUCCAAAGCAGUUUCUUGUUUUUAACCACUGUUCUUCUCGCGGCAGAUUUCUUAGCUUUUAACGAGGCUUGAACGCAGCAUGAGACUCGCUAACGCUAACCGCUCCUCGCGCCUUCCAUCAGCACUCCACUGUGCUGCUGUUCAUUCAUAUUUAUAUUUAAAGAGAAAAACAAAAAAACACCAACAAGCUGUUUACAGAAGUCCUGCCUUCUCCUCCAGGUGAAAUAUUCACAUGGUGUAUGUAAGAUAAUUAUUUUGAAAGAGCCUGAAUGCCCCCCCUCGCCCCACCUUUGACCAGUGCAUGUGACUAAUAAUCAUAUCAGCUGAUGUAUGUGUUGGGGGGGUGAAGAUUUGUGCAGUCUUUAUGGUUAAUGUGAAUGUGUUUGGACUUUUUUUUUUAAAGAUGUGAUUGUUGUAUAGUGUGUAUUCAGGCUGGGUAUAUAUUUUUUACCCUGUGUGCAGUGCUAUGUUGAGUGUGUUAUUGUACAUAAAAAGGUGAACCAGUGUGUGAGAUGCUCCAGCCAACUAAGCAUUAUAUUUCACAAAUAAUUAUUGAACAAUGUGACCGUGAUGAACAAAAGCAAUAUCCGGGUCAUGAUGGAAGUCAUGGCACUGCCUCCGAGUCGCAGGACAGUCUGCAGUGUGUUGUUGUUAGCUGCAUGCAUCCACGUGCUGGUUGGUGUCAAACGGACUGCUGAAGUGGGUGCUAAAUGUGAAAAUAAAGCUCUAAGCUAUUUGAAGGGACGCUACAGGGAUCACAACAGGCAGCACAGGGUCAAGGAAAUGGAUUGCCUUUUGUGUUUUCUUUAUUUGGGUAUUACUGUGCCUCAGAAGUAAACUAUAAAUAAAAAAAAUCUAAUAAAAGGAGAUUUUAAAUUGCA